Messenger RNA from Asparagus officinalis (garden asparagus), 2204 nucleotides. RefSeq lists its product as uncharacterized. Lineage: Eukaryota; Viridiplantae; Streptophyta; Magnoliopsida; Asparagales; Asparagaceae. Bases 128 to 1948 code for a protein of 606 amino acids. The transcript has 5 exons. The record is from RefSeq and is a predicted model, not a curated record.
UCUCUCGUCCCCUUCACCCAUAACCGUUCUCUGCUCUCUCUCUCUCUCUUUUUCCCAUUCCCAGCUCCUCGCUCUCGCAAAAAAAAAAUCAAGUCUUUUUCUCAAAGACAAAAGGAAGAAACUCGCCAUGGAUUUCCACACCCUCGCAAGGAGAGAUCUCCAGUCCCUCUGCAAGAAGAACCGCAUCCCCGCCAACAUGACCAAUGUCGCCAUGGCUGACGCUCUCCAAGCUCUCCAAACCGUGGAAGGGGUUGCCGAGAUUCAAGAAUCCCUACAGUUCCAAUCCCCCAAGAAACUAGACCUCGAGUCCCCGGCCCCACCGAGGACCGGGCGGAGAACAACUGCAUCUCGAAAGGUAGAGCAGCAAGGGAGCCCUCUGCCUCGGUCUCGGAGGGUCACCGUUAAAGCUUCCGAAAUCUUGGACAUGGUCGAGGAUGCUGAGUCUCCGAAAGCACCGACUACGAGGAGCAGGGCGGUCAAGAAACAAGAGAUCAAGGUGGUCGCAAAAACUCCGGCGACGAGGAGAACGACGAGGCAGUCUUCGAGGAAAGAAGUGGAUGAUUUGAUGAGUGGAGGAUUGAGGCGGAGCACGAGAGUUGGAGGCAAGGGGGAUUCCGUAAAGAUGGCAUCUUUGGCUAAGGAUGUAGAAGAAGAACAAAACAAAGAAAAGGUAAUGGAAGAAAGUGAAGAUGCUGUUGAUCAGAAGACUGAUCUCCGUACCGAAGAGGAUAACCAAAAAUAUGAUAAGGAAACCAAUGACAAAGUUUGUGAAAGAGAACAGGAUUUGGAGGUUGAGGUGAUUAAAGAAGCACCAAUUUCUGCUGAUCAAUCAGAAAAAACCUCUAAAUCCCUGCCAGAAGCUUCAGGGAACAAUCCAAAAGAAGAAGAAAACCAAGAAAAUAAUCAAGAAGAAGCUUUACCUGGAUUUGAUGACUCGCCAGUCAGAGGUCUGAUAUCCUUAGAUCAAGAUUCUUCUGUUCAGCAAAGUCCCGUUGCUGAGAUCAACACAGAAGUGAUCGAAGAUCUUGAGAAAUCAUCAGAGGAGAACCAAGAAGCUUCCGAUGAUCAAGACUUCAAGCUUCAAGAACUUCCAAUCUCCGACGAGAAUCCAGCAUCAAUUGAAGAUUCCCCCGAUGAAACUCAAGAUCUCGUCGCAUCUGAUCUCACCGACGAAAUCGCAAAGCUUUCGAUUGGAUCCAUCAAAGACGAUGGCGAUCUCACGGCCGAAGCUAUGGAAUCUGGUGAUGCUGAUGAAAUCGAUGAUCUCACCGUAGCGGUCCUAGCGAACUCCGAUGGAAUCCAAGAUAUCGCGAAAUCCGAUCUCGCCGCCGAAAACUCAGAGGCAGCCAUCGAAUCCAGCAAAGACGAUGAUCUCACUGCCGAGACCAGUGCUGAAGCCUAUGAUCUCACUAUUCAGUUCCCACUGAAAUCCGACGGAAUCCAACCAGAAAUCUUAGAGGGAACCAUCGAAUCCAUCAAAGUUCCUACUGAAGCCGAUGAUCUCACCUUUGAGAUCCUACUGAACUCCGACGGAACCCAAGAUCUCGCGAAAUCGGAUCUCAACGCCGAAAUCUCAGACGACGGUCUAACCAUCGAGACCACGGCUGAAAUCGCUGAUCUCACCGUCGAGAUCCCAGUGGAGAUCGACGGAUCCGGCAAUUUCACAGGCGAUAUCUCAGUGGAAGCCGUCGGAGAUCUGAAUCGUGCAGCAGAGAAAAGCGCGGGAAAAGAGCUGCCUCUGGCUGGAAUUUACAAGGACGAUUGCAACAAAGAGAACAGAGAUUUGACCGUUUUAGUGGUGGGGCCCGUUAAGGGGGGCAAGCAGAGCUAUCAAAGCAUGAGUCUGCGCAAGCUCAAGGCCGCUUACAAGGAGACUCUGGUCAGCAUAAACAACAAGGGGGAAGAGAAGAGGACCGCUUUGGGUCUUAUGGAUGAGAACUGCAUCUGAAUUUUUGGGAUAUUUGGGAGAAGAUGAUAGUAAAUCAGCUUUUUUUGCUUCUGCUUCAGUUUUGAUUUCUUUUUUUUUUUUACUGAGCGUCAUAUUUCUUACUGUUGAAAUGUACUUUGGAGUGUUAUGUGCUGAGUUUGAAACCUAGGUUUCUCCAGCCAUAAUUCAUUGUCCCCCAGGGGAUUGGAAUAUUGGGUUGAUAUUUUCUCACAAUGUUUCUAUAUGGAAGAAAUUAUUAGUUUCAGCCAUUUUCUCA